AUUUAAACUCUUCGUGAAAAGAACAAGAUGGCACAUCCAGUCCUUACUGUCGAAUCUCGGGACAGCAUCUCCAAAAAAGCACAAGUCAAUUUGCUUCCCUGUCGCAUACAUCACGACGGAAACGUCGAUCCAAUUGACACAUAUUGGAAACCCGAGGAGGACCAAAAUCAGACAAAAACAGCUUAUCUUAGAGGCCGGAAACUUCAAAGCAAGGCGGUGAAAUUACCGAAGGGUUAUUAUGGUACUGUCGUUGAGAAGUCUGAGCCAAAGAAGCCUGAGGAAUCAAGCAAUGACCAAGAGAUGACUGAAGUCAUCGAAAUACAUGACGAUUCGGACGACCAAAUUGAAACAGGCGCAAUGCAAGGCAAAGCAACUUUUGACGAACUUAUGAUCUGGAAUCAUGAGUCCUUGGCUGAUUCUAGUGAAGACCCCUAUCUGAGAGGCAUGGAAGAAUGGAUAUCUUUUGCAGAACAGAUACAUUCAUAUCCCUCCAAGAACUCUUCUGAAGAGUAACUAAACUGAUAUCCCAUCGGUUCCAUGUACAUAUAAGUUAACGUAGCAUUAGCGUUGAAUACAGAGGGUAUACGGUAUAGAAACACCGUGCACAGGGACUGUAUG
Messenger RNA from Annulohypoxylon maeteangense, 618 nucleotides. RefSeq names its product ribonuclease H1 small subunit. Lineage: Eukaryota; Fungi; Ascomycota; Sordariomycetes; Xylariales; Hypoxylaceae. Gene Ontology annotation, cellular component: ribonuclease H2 complex. The record is from RefSeq and is a predicted model, not a curated record. The coding region runs from base 28 to 513 and encodes 161 amino acids. The transcript has 3 exons. Gene Ontology annotation, biological process: RNA catabolic process.